Molecule: messenger RNA, 6483 nt
Organism: Diceros bicornis minor
Lineage: Eukaryota; Metazoa; Chordata; Mammalia; Perissodactyla; Rhinocerotidae
Gene: RESF1
Product: retroelement silencing factor 1
Exons: 6
Coding region: 564-5891 (1775 amino acids)
Cellular component (GO): nucleus
Molecular function (GO): histone methyltransferase binding
Source: RefSeq, a predicted model, not a curated record
AAAAAAAAAUCUUUGUUUUUGCAUUUACCAAGUCUCGAGCGUUCCCUCCCUCCCCCUCCCCCAUGAUGCUGAACCCCCCGAAACAAUUGACCCCGCUGGCAUCUCCAGGUGGCCCGCGAACGCGUCUGCCGGAGAUGCUUUCUGUUCCUCAGCAACGUUUAGUUCCUCGAGGCACUUUUAAAUGCACAAAUGCAUACCGAUUUUAGGUGUUCUCGAGGGACGCGAAUUCUCUAAGCACAUUUCCUUAGGGUCGUGAGUUCAGCAGCCAGUUUUCGGGGAAUCGUCCCAGUGAAAACAAUUGAUUUGUAAUACCUUUAGUGCCUACCUCCAAAAUAAAGAGAACAGCAGGACCAAAGAAGUAAACACUGUAGAGGCGUACUGAUGUGUUUGGAGGGAAAUGGGAGCAUAUACAAUAAUAGACGAGUAACGUCAUAUUUAAAGAAAAUUUUGGCUACUCCUGUGUGGAGAAGGAGAUUCUUAAGUGCAGCCAUAGUUGGAGUGUGUCAGAUUCCUGAUAUUCGAACAACUGACUUUUAAUACACUGCAACUUCAUCAACUCAACAAUGAAUUGGAAUACAAAACCAGAGACUGUCACCUUACCACCACAGUAUCCUAAAAGCCAAACCUCUUUUUUGGAGCAGGCUUUAAUAAACACACCAUCUCAAAGUUCUUUAAACUAUCUUGGAAGUAAUCAAGAAGCGUGCAUGUUUCUCAGUAAUGCAAAUCCAGUUUCACAGCCACUGCCCAACAUAAGAAAUUAUAAAACUCCUCAACAAAUCCCUAUUUCUGAUAUGCAUAGUGGGACAAUUGUGGCCUCACAAACUUCAGUAGAAAGAAUAACAUAUGCAAAUGUUAAAGGACCAAAACAACUGAAUCACAAUUUGCAAAUGUCUUCAGGAGUUACACAAAAUGUAUGGUUGAACUCACCAAUGCGGAAUUCUUUGCUUUCUCAUACAGGGGCAACUGUAUCUCAACAAACCAGUUUUGGAACUAAUACGCCCAAUGUACAUGCACUACAGAAUCAAUUUGUAACAUCGGAUACCUAUUCUAUGCAACUACAAAUGAUCCCUUCUAAUUCUGUAAGCGGUCCUGUAACUUAUCAGGGAAACCCAAGACUAAACCCAUCUUUAUCAGACCAACAGGUUGAUUGGGCACAACAACAGUAUACAUCUAAUGGACUGACUUAUCCGGAUUACAGACCACUUCCAAAGCAAUACAGUUAUUCAUCACAAAGCUUUAUGCAAGAUCCUACUCAGAAACAAAACCCUAUGCCAUCUACAUCAUUACAAGUUAAAAAUAGUCAUCCUCCAAAUUCUGCACUGACUUUACAGUCAAAGCAGACUGCAACUAUACAGUCAUAUCAAUAUGCAGUUUCUCAGACUGACAGAAGACCUCCUCCUCCUUAUGACUGUAGGUAUGCAAGCCAGCCGUUGCAAAGUACUCAGCAUGUUAUUAAACACUCUUUGGAAGUUCCUCAGAGUCAAGAAAUGCACUUACCUGAAAUGAGGAAAGACUUCUGUAGAGGCUUUCAACAGCAAUGGCAAAACCUUAAUGAUAAUGUCAGCAUGACUGGAAAUGUCUGUAACUUGAAAGUAAAUACCAACAUCAGUCAGCCUUUUAAUGGACCCAUUAGAUCUUCUGUAGAAGGUGUUCAGACUCUUCCUCAAAAUAAUCAUGAGAAAAGAGUGGAUUCUUGCAAUCUAACUUCAAGUCAAGUACUGGACACAAGUGUCACAAAAGAAAAGUUAGUGAGGGAUAUUAAAACAUUGGUAGAAAUAAAAAAGAAGUUUUCAGAACUUGCAAGGAAAAUUAAAAUUAAUAAAAGUCUUUUGAUGGCAGCAGGUUGUAUUAAAACAACAAAUACCCCAUAUAGUCAGUCAGCUCAAAAUUCUGAAUUGUCUUUGAAUCAAACUGCCAAAAUCCAGUCUGAACCACAGGUAACCCCAGUCACUCCAGAGACUGCAGAGGAUAAACUAGCACCAGCCAUGGAAUCUCUAGAGGAAACAAAUGUAACACACAGUACAUUGAAUUCCAACAUUCAGGACACCAAUUGCAGAAAUUUUAACCAAGUCAAUUCUGUUUUACAAAAUCCUGUCUGUUCAGAAAAGUUGCCAAUGCUGCCAAACCAGUUACACGAUUUGAAAGUUAUGACUUCUUUAAAGACAUCAGCUGUUGAGAUUACCCAGGCAACAUUAAAUAACACCCCGUUUUCAUCAGGAAAUUUUGUCAACGUUGAACAAAAUGUGCCAACAAAUUCUGGAACAACUUCUUUUCCUCAGUCUACGUCUUUUGAGGAAUAUGUUUCAAAGUAUCCAAAUAAAAAUAAGCUAAUUCUCAGUUUACUGGCACAUGGAGAUAAAACUCCAAAGAAAUCAUUAAAAGAUGCUAGUAAAACUAUUCAGGAUUCUAAACCACAUACUUUUGAAAGGAAUCCAAAUACCCGAAUCACUGGUAACCAACUGAAUUUGAAAACCAUGGAACCUCCAAGUACUUGUAAGAUAAAUCCCAAGAUUUCAGACAAUUCGUUUUGCCUUGAGCGUAAAUCCUCUACAAAUGGAGUGUCUUCUAAAAAUGACAGUCACUGUUCCAUGGAAUUGCUAGCAACGUGUCUUUCUCUGUGGAAAAAACAACCUUCACAACCUACAGAAGAACAGUGUAAUGGGUCAAGAACAUAUACAACAGCAGUUGGAAUUUCAAAGCCUGGGGAAAUCUGUGAUAAGAGUCCAUUUUCAGUUGUGGAAAAUUCUCCGAAUAAGACAGUAAACAGCUCACAAGAAACAACUUUGUCAAUGGUAGUACAGAAUUAUGAGUCUCUAGGUGCAACUAUUACAAAGGGAACAGAACUUCAGAUUGCUAUAGUGUCACCCUUAAUUCUUUCAGAUGUCAAAACGUUAUCUGUCAAAGAAAUAAAACCUGAAGCUCCACCUGAAACAGUGUAUCCAGUUAUUAAAGAAGGCAGUGUCUGUAGCUUACAAAAUCAGUUGGCAGAAAAUACUGGAGUUACUGCUGCUUUGAAAGUUAAUGAACCAGUAGCAAGUACUACAGCAAGCACCAAGAUUUUCCCACUAAUUCAGAAGGAAAAGCAAAAUGAGUCAACUAAUGGUAAUUCAGAAGGCGCACCUAAUACCACUCAAGGAAAGCAUAUCAAAUCAGAACCAGAUAUCCAUUAUCCUGUGAGUGAUCAGCAAGCCUCAUGUAACUCAAGGGACAAUGAUAUUGUGAGUGGUGAUACAUUACAGAUUGAUAAUAUUUGUUCUCUUGUUGAAGGUAAUACAUCAUUACAGAUUGAUAAUAUUUGUUCUCUUGUUGAAGGUAAUACAUCUUAUAAUUCCCAAAUAGCAAAGAUAUUCAACUCACCCCCUUUGAAAAAGGUUGAGCUACAGGAACCUUCUCUACCCAAUCACCAAGUGAUUAGUAGUAAACGACAAAAACAAUUGGACAACAUCACUGAAAAUAAAGACUUUGGUUUUCAAAAAGAUGAUUUUGUAGAGUGCACAGAUAUCUCACACAAAAUAACUGAUGAGUCAAAGUCACUUCAGCCCCCAGAAUCACCAUCUUUGAAGUAUGUUGAAGCAAAUAGUGGAAUUGUAGAGGAAAGCAAUCUGGAGCAAAUCACUGAAAAAGAAAGCAUGGCUAAUGGUAUGUGUUCAGUAGCUGCUAAUCAGCAGGAUAGUUCCCUGGAGGAAAUUGCUGUGUCCUGCGAUUACACUGCCCAAGAUCCUGCAAGAAAUGAGAUUCUUGAUGGUAAGACAUCCGGCUUAUACCUACAUGAUCAGCUGUCAGAACUUUUAAAAGAAUUUCCCUAUGGUAUUGAAGCUGUGAACACAUGUAAGGGCUCUGUGGCCCCAAAAUUAACAGACGAAAUCUCAAAAGAUCAAACUUGUGAUAAGACCGAUUGUAACUCCAAAGACUCAAUGGACUCAACAGACCAAAUACAAAUUAAAAUAUUAAGCUCAGAGGAAAUGAAACAAUUAUUUCCUGAACAGGAUGAUCAACGCUGUGAGGCAGACAAAUUGACAGAACCUCAGAAAGAGAAGGCUGUCAUGGAAGAAGGGAGCCGGUGUGACUCAGAAGCACUUACAGAUGGAGAAAGCUGUGAUUCUGUGAUAGUGGAUUCUGAGAAAGAUGACGUCCGUUGCUGUGCGUUGGGGUGGCUCUCUAUGGUUUAUGAAGGAAUUCCCCAGUGCCAGUGUAAUUCCAUCAAGAACCAGACUUCAGGGGAAGAAAAAGGGAAAGAUCAAUGUCCUCCUUUGGAGACCAACAGUUGUCAACAAGGAGAGAGGACCUCUGAUAGAGAUGUCCCUGUUGGAUUUACUAGUUCUCCAAGUAACAAGCCAAAGAUUCCUCUGAGUCUUCCAGAUGGGAAAAACCAUUUUCGUUUAACAGAAGAAGGCAAGAAUAUAAAAGAUGGAUCCCAAACAAAACAUAACAGCUCACUAAGGUCAGAACAAGAAGUAUCUAGUCAGUAUUUAUCUAAAGGUGAUAAAAAACUAGAUUUCUUGCAGAGUCACAAACGAAAAGCAAAACUGCAGUUUCAUGAGAUAACUUUUCACUCUGGUAAUAAAAUGACCAAGUUUUCUCAAGAGAGCCUGCAGAAGAGGCUCGUGGCACCAAACUCACGUCCACUAAAAGCAAAGACAUGUUUUUUGACAAAUAAAAACAAAGAUCUACACGUGAAGAACGGUUCGUUGGUACAGUCAGUAUCACCAGAAAAGAGAAAAUUGAAAGCAGGAGGCCCUACACAAAAAAUUUUGGAAAAAAGGAAGUUAGACGAAGGGAGUGUACAUGUUUCAGAGAUGAAGAGGAAGAAACAUGAUAAGCGAGAGCAGAACCGAAAUGUGGGAGGUGGUACAUUUAAGUUAUGUAAUUUUUUGUCAACCUCAAAUGAAAGAGCCAGGGUUAAAGAAAAGGCAGUAUCAAAUGUUAUGUCCUCAGGUUCCAAGGAUAGUUCCUCUAAAUUUAAUAGAGUUCUAACACAGAAGGAGUAUUUACAAAGGCAGAAGUAUAAAGAAACAGUGGGUAACAAAGCAUUAAAAAAAUAUGUGAAGAAUGUACCAUGUGAUUCUGAAUACGUGAGGUCCAGUAAACUUGCUGUGCGAGUAGGGAGUUGUGGGACAUCAAACGAUAGACAGAGUAGCAGCGUGCAGACCUCUAAAGAACCAAUCAAUAUUUAUGUAAACCAUGGUAAGAACAUAAAAAUCCACCACUCCGAGGAGUCUAAAACGAACGUUUCGAGGAAUGUUAAAGGAACAGUUGGUGGAAAGCAGCCUGAUAAAAUGUGGAUCGAUAAAACCAAAUUAGACAAAAACUUAACCAAUAUAAAUAAUGAUGUUGAAUUCAGCCAAAUGUCUCCCCAGUCAAAGGAUCAAAGGAAACUGUACCUGAACAGAGUUGCCUUUAAAUGUACUGAACGUGAGAGCAUUUGUCUCACAAAAUUAGAUGGUUCACCCAGGAAGCUUAAUAAAGAGAAGAGACCAGAAAAUAAACCUAAGAGCCUUUUGCUUGUGAAAGAUACCACAGAAAAAUCAAGAAUGCUGGAGUUUAAAUUAUGUCCAGAUGGGCUGAUAAAGAAUACAAACCCUGUUGAAGACCGGAAGGAUCUGCAGCCUUGUCCUGGGAAGGAGCAAGCCCCUGUGCAAGUUUCAGGAAUAAAAAGUACAAAAGAAGACUGGUUAAAAUGUGUAACUGAGGAGAAAAGGAUGCCGGAAGCCAACCAGGAAAUAGAUGAUAAUGUUUUGGGUAAUUCAAGAGUCUGCAAGAGAAGCUUCAGUGCAGAUGGAAUUGAGACACUACAAAACCCAGUAAAAGAUUCAAAAGCAAUGUUUCAAACCUACAAAAAGAUGUACAUGGAGAAGAGAAGCAGAAGCCUUUGUAGCAGUCCUAUAAAAUAAUUUUGAGACUUUAAUUCUUCUGAUGGUUCUGUAAUUGCCACCAGAAAAUUUCUCUUACCUUGUGUUCAGAAUAUUUUGCUGGAAAUAGGCAGAAUUGCCAUGAUAAAAUUUCUCAGAGAGUUUGGUUACCACUUAGGUUAUGUAUAUCAUUGAAAUUACUUAAUUAAAAUGGCUUGAGAACCUUAUGUGUGGGUAGCAGACGUAAGAAAUAGUGAUAUUUGUCAGGGAAACCAUAAGGUAUUGAAUUUUUACAUUAUUGAACCAAGUUUACUAUUAAUAGAAUAAGUUCUUACACAAAUCUUAUUUUGAAAUGCUAACUGUCCAUCCUGAGGGAGGACUGUUCCUCAUUUCAGGACUUGUUUGUUUUUGCUGGGACUGUAAAUAUAUUUUUAUUUCUAAAACUUAUUAGCAAAACUUAUUUUUUAAAAUGCUCACUGUGAAUGUCAAAGUAUAUUCUUAAGUAUUUUAUACCUAAUUGUGAACUUUUUGUCAGAAGUCUUGUUCUAUACUUGUUAAACUGAACAUGAAUUUUGGAUAUUGUUUAAACAUUACUUUUCAUACUUGAAAUAAACAUUUAUUUUUUAAUAAAAUA